Molecule: messenger RNA, 825 nt
Organism: Chrysochloris asiatica (Cape golden mole)
Lineage: Eukaryota; Metazoa; Chordata; Mammalia; Afrosoricida; Chrysochloridae
Gene: CD37
Product: CD37 molecule
Exons: 8
Coding region: 1-825 (274 amino acids)
Cellular component (GO): membrane
Source: RefSeq, a predicted model, not a curated record
AUGUCGGCUCAGGACAGCUGCCUCAGCCUCGUCAAGUACUUCCUCUUCGUUUUCAACCUCUUCUUCUUUGUCCUAGGCAGCCUUAUCUUCUGCUUUGGCAUCUGGAUUCUCGUCGACAAGACCAGCUUCGUGUCCUUUGUUGGUUUGUCCUUUAUAUCCUUGCAAAUAUGGUCCAAGGUCCUGGCCAUCUCAGGAAUCCUCACCAUGGGCCUCGCCCUCUUAGGCUGUGUGGGGGCCCUCAAGGAGAUCCGUUGCCUUCUUGGUUUGUAUUUUGGGAUGCUGCUACUCCUGUUUGCCACGCAGAUCACCCUGGGAAUCCUCAUCUCCACGCAGAGGACCCUGCUGGAGCGGAAGGUGCAGGAAAUGGUGCUGGAAACGAUCCAAAACUACCGCGUCAAUCCGGAGGAGACCGCAGCUGAGGAGAGCUGGGACUACGUGCAGUUCCAGCUGCGUUGCUGUGGUUGGAAUUCUCCGAAGGACUGGUUCCAGGUCCCCAGCCUGAAAAGCAACGUGUCGAAGGAAUUACUCCUUCCCUGUUCCUGCUCUAACUCGUCGACCAACGACUCCGCAUUUUUCGAUAAAAUCUUCCCCCAACCGCUGGUGCGACCUAGACGCAAUACGGAUAUCUGCGUAGUGCCAGAGAGCACACAUAUCUACAACGAGGGCUGCAAGCGGAGCCUCCAGAAAUGGCUACACAACAACCUCAUCUCCAUAGUGGGCAUUUGUCUGGGCGUCGGUCUACUAGAGCUCGCCUUCAUGACGCUCUCGAUAUUCCUGUGCAGGAACUUGGACCAUGUCUACAACCCGCUCAAACAAUACCGAUAG